CAAGUUCAAGGGUAGCAUCCAGUGCAGGACAAAGCUGAAUUUUUCUCUGUGCUUUGAACACAGAAGAUGACAAGUCUCUGUGAAUGGGGGGGGGGAAGGGAGAUAGCAUAGUGGUAUUGCAGACAGACUCAUUCCUGAGGCUCCCAGGUCCCAGGUUAACUCUCCUUGCCUCCUUCAUCUGUCUGAGAAUGUUAAGAGAAGACUCUCUUAUUACUCAUUGAUUGAGCUAGCAUGCCCCAAGGCAUCAGAAUUGAUUCCAGUACUCCCCUCUGAAAUAUGGUUUGAACCUGGGAUCAGGAUGGCCAAAUCAGUGAGCCAUAAACUAUACAGGACACAGAUGUUCUUCCCAGACAGUCACUCAAUCGCAUACAACCCAACUAACUACCUGCAGGCCAGCUUUCCUGAGGUGAUGCUUUUUUUUUUUUUUUUUAAAUAAAAGGAGGGAAGGUAUGCUGAACUAACAAAAACAUUUCAGCUUCACUAAUUAAGGAUGAGGUGCCUGUGGAAGACCGAGUUCUGGGAUUUAUUUACCCAAGUUGAAGGCAAGCUGCUGUACUUGAAGUUGAUUGGAAAAUUUGAAUCUAUUUGUACAUUACCUAGAAUCUGGUGACUUUCUUGUACUGCCCAAAGUUUUUUUUUUUUUAUCUUUUAUUUAUUGGAUAGAAAUAGCUAGAAAUUGAGAGGAAGGGGAAACUUUGCAACUUGAAAAUACUGUAAACACUCUAAAUGGUAAAUUAAGAAAUAAAAGUGUAGAGUCACAAGUGUGGCGAGCACUGUCACAGCAGACUUCCUGCCUUGAGGUUCCCGUGCCCAUUAUCACGUGAGCCAUCCCUUGUGGGAGGAGUCUUGUGGCUUGCUGCACGCAUGCGCCAGCCCGCCCUGCUGUGACCAGCCAAUCAGUGAUGACCCUGGAUGAAGCUCUACAGGGACUUUUCCUCCUGACCAAUCCUGAUUUACCUCAGAGGCGAGCGCUGGCGCGUGCGGCAGCAAAAGCAUUAAGAAAGGAUAAAAAUCGUCUGGCCCCGGGAUUCCGGGCCAACGGUUGCUACCACCAUGGCGAGGUCGAGGUCUAUCUCCAGCGACUCCGGCCAGCUCGGUGACCAGAGGAUGCGGCGGGCGGGGGAGCUGAGAAAACAUCAGAGUGUGCUGAGCUCUGGAAGAAAACACAGGGGGAAAUCUGGGAGGCUGUCCAUCGAGAGCCAGAUCCUCAGGGGCUACAGCCACGAAAAGGAACAGAGGAGGGACCUGAGCUAUUCCGAGGAUGACAAUGAAGAGAAGAUGCUGGUAACUGAGAAGCAUGGGAAGAAAAGGAUUUCUGCAAGAAGAAUUGAAGAUAUGGGGAGUGAAGUACAGAACAUGCUGGAAAGAUUUGGAGCUGACAUUAACAAGACUCUUCAUGCCAAGAGAAAAAGACUAGAAACAUAUACCAAAGCUUCUCUUAAAAGCAGUAACCAGAAAAUUGAAAAUAUCUGGAAAACCCAACAAGAACAAAGGAAGAAACUUAACCAUGACUACUAUCAGCAGUUUCAGAAGUUGUUUCAGCAGUGGGAUAUAGAUAUACAGAAAACUGAACAACAUGAAGAUGAACUAAAUAGUUUGUUUCGACAACAGCAAGAGGUUUUUCAACAAUCUAGAAUUGUUCAAAGCCAGAGACUGAAAACACUUAGACAGUUAUAUGACCAGUACAUAAAGAGCAUGGAAGAGUUGGAGAAGAGUCAUGAAAGUCAACUUAGUAAUGCACAAAAUGAACUGAAAAAAGAAAUGGCUCUGUUGCAGAAAAAAGUCAUGAUGGAAACUCAGCAGCAAGAGAUGGCAAAUGUUCGAAAGUCUCUUCAACCCAUGCUAUUCUGAGGACUCUUUGAAGGAAGAACUUGAACCUAAGUAAUACGAUACAAUUAUAAUAUUAGCUCAAAGGCAUGCAAGGUUUUAAGGUGGUUUAAAAUACUAUUUUAAAUAUUACAUACUGUUAAUCAUUAGCUUGUGAAUGGCUCCUCUUUUAAGUAAAACCUUAAGUUAAUGAAUGAGGAGCAGCAAUUCCUAAAUUACAUGUACCAAAUAUUCAGUUCAUAAACAGUGAAUUUUUCUAACACUUGUCAACUAUUAGCAAUAAAAAUAAUGUUUUGGGUUCAAUGUAACUAAUCAAUCACAAAAUGUAGAAGGCACAAACAAGGAAAGUUACUUUUUUUAAAUACAAGUUCUACUGUAUACGUACAUUCUUUUGUAUUAAAAUAUAUUAUCAAUUCUCAUGAAAAUAAGAUUUCAAAAGAAAAUCUAUUCUAUUGACUUAUGAACUUUAUUAAAUGUAAUUUAAGUUUGGUUCUUUGCUAAAUACAUUAAAACAUGGAUUUGUGAAUGCUAUUUUCAUAGAUAUAAAAAUGUCAUUUAAGUGAGCUUGAUCCACAAUUAAACUACAUAUAUCCUUAAACUACACAUAUCUGUCUUUAAAGGUAAAUUACCUAGAGUAUUUUUUCAGUUGUAAUAUGAAACACUUAUUAACUAAGUUAUUUUAGCUGAAAUUUUCAUUGAAUCAUUCAAAAAUGUGUUCCUUAGGAAAAUGGUUUUUUAGUGUUUAAUUUUAGUUUUUGCCCCAAUAGUCAACUCUUAUCCUAGUUUGAAUGUUUUCUAAUUAAAAAUCAAGUACAUAAAGUUUUUUUUGUUUGUUUUUUUUUUUACUAAUUGGGAUAUAGGAAGAAAUUAGUUCUCCACCACUAAUGGAUAUUUCACAUUAUGGGAAUAGUAUUUCCUAAAUUGUAUUGGUUUUCAAAUAAUUUGCCUUUAAAAGUGCUGACAUACACUAUUCAGAAGGUUUUAUUUGAGUACUAAAUUCACUUAAUAUAUCCAGAUGUUCUUUUCUUACUGAAGAAACACAGUACAUACUACUUUUUAAAUUAUAUAGCUUAUGUCUAUAUAACUGAUAGAUAAAAUUUGAAAUAGAAUCUAGGUAUCUGGAUUAUCAAAGGUUCUUGUAUGAUUUCUAUUCACAAUAAGCAAUACAAACUUUUAAAAAUAACUUUAAAUCUCAGGUCAGUAUAGCUGAAAGAACACUGGCUGAUAUUCUAAAGAUGUUUCAUUGAUUAUAUCAACUAUAUCUCAGCUACUAUUCUAUUUUUCUUAAGUGAGAGUGUUUAAUAUCUACUUUUUUGUGACAAUAAAAUUUUAACUGAGAUUAUCAAGAAACAAGUUAAACCUCCCUCACUGUUAAUAUUUUUUAUUUAUCAAGACAAGUCCUUCUACUAAAUAUAAAUUAAUGAAAAUUCUAGUAACUGUUUAAAAUUUUAAUCGGUAUAGUAAGUAUUCCCUUUUAUAUCAUAGUAAUUAACAUAUCUCUUGAAAAAAAGGGCUACUUAAAUCACUUCUAACAUCUGUUUCAAUAAUUACAAGAACUCAUACAACAUCAUGAGUUCAGUUUGUAGUAACUAAAGUAUUACCUACGAGAUGGUUUUACAUCUUUUACAUCUUGAAUUCUUUGGCAGUGAAAACCCCAUGUUCAUUAUGAUAAAAAUUCCUAAGACUGAUGUAGGACUAAAUUUCUUAUCUUCAUAGCAUUGAAAUUUCUUAAUUUGACUUUAUUUCUAAUUAUCUUAAAGAUCACUGGCAAUACUUGUGAUGAAAACCCAAAUACACAAUGACGGAUGGCUUCACAACUGAAAUAAAUGUCAUGGAAUAUGCAGGA
Messenger RNA from Erinaceus europaeus (western European hedgehog), 3673 nucleotides. It is a transcript of the gene SYCP3, whose product is annotated as synaptonemal complex protein 3. The transcript has 10 exons. The record is from RefSeq and is a predicted model, not a curated record. Gene Ontology annotation, biological process: spermatid development; meiotic cell cycle. Bases 1054 to 1851 code for a protein of 265 amino acids. NCBI's taxonomy places the organism in Eukaryota, Metazoa, Chordata, Mammalia, Eulipotyphla, Erinaceidae. Gene Ontology annotation, cellular component: synaptonemal complex.